CAGGUGGCCUCCGUGCCCUCCGCGCACGAGCCUGCUGGUCCGCCUUUCAGGGCGCGCAAGGGGCAAGUCUGGUCCGGUAGCAGCACCCCAGGUCGGCUGGCCACUUGUUCCCGGUUCUGUGCCCCGUAAGCCCUCAAAGCCCUGGUGGGGGCAGUGACCAUGGUGUCUGGGCUGCGGCGCCGGGCGGGGCACGGCGGGACUUUUCAGGACCUUUCCUGGGGGGAGCCUCGCUUUCCCCGCCUCCAGCCUCCGCACGAAGGGCCGGGAGGGCGGGCGGAGCCCCGGUCCAGGCCUUGAGACCCAGAAGGGAGCGGCUGGUUUUGCUGCGCCAACGCAGUGACCGAAGGCUCCGCUCACGCCAGGCCUGAUCCUGCCUGAAGAUGGUCCCGCUGGUGGCGGUGGUGGCGGUGCCCCGUGCCCAGCUCUUUGCCUGCCUGCUCAGGCUGGGCACUCAGCAGGUCGGCCCCCUUCAGCUGCACACAGGGGCCAGCCACACAGCCAGGAAGCAUUAUGAGGUGCUGGUGCUGGGUGGGGGCAGUGGUGGGAUCACCAUGGCCGCCCGCAUGAAGAGGAAAGUGGGUGCAGAGAAUGUGGCCGUUGUUGAGCCCAGUGAGAGACAUUUCUACCAGCCAAUCUGGACACUGGUGGGUGCUGGUGCCAAACAACUGUCCUCCUCUGGCCGCCCCACCGCGAGUGUGAUUCCAUCUGGUGUAGAGUGGAUCAAAGCUAGAGUGGUUGAGUUGAACCUAGACAAGAACUGCAUUCACACAGACAACGGCAAGGAGAUCUCCUACCGAUAUCUUAUUAUUGCUCUCGGAAUCCAGCUGGACUAUGAGAAGAUUAAAGGCCUACCUGAAGGUUUUGCUCAUCCCAAAAUAGGGUCGAAUUAUUCAGUUAAGACCGUAGAGAAGACAUGGAAAGCUCUGCAGGAUUUCAAAGAGGGCAAUGCCGUCUUUACCUUCCCAAAUACUCCAGUGAAAUGUGCUGGAGCCCCUCAGAAGAUCAUGUAUUUAUCAGAAGCCUACUUCAGGAAGACAGGGAAGCGAUCCAAGGCCAAUAUCAUUUUCAACACUUCUCUUGGAGCCAUUUUCGGGGUUAAGAAGUAUGCAGAUGCCCUGCAGGAGAUCAUCCGGGAGCGAAACCUCACUGUUAACUACAAGCAAAACCUCAUUGAAGUCCGAGCCGAUAAACAGGAGGCUGUAUUUGAAAACCUGGACAAACCUGGAGAGACCCAAGUGAUUUCAUAUGAAAUGCUUCAUGUCACACCACCAAUGAGCCCACCAGACGUCCUCAAGACCAGUCCUGUGGCUGAUGCUGCUGGCUGGGUGGAUGUGGAUAAAGAAACUCUGCAACACAAGAGGUACCCAAACGUGUUUGGGAUUGGGGACUGCACCAACCUUCCUACGUCCAAGACUGCUGCUGCAGUAGCUGCCCAGUCAGGAAUACUUGAUAGAACAAUUUCUCUGAUUAUGAAGAAUCAAACACCAACAAAGAAGUAUGAUGGCUACACAUCAUGUCCACUGGUGACCGGCUACAACCGUGUGAUUCUUGCUGAGUUUGACUACAAAGCGGAGCCGCUAGAAACCUUCCCUGUUGAUCAAAGCAAAGAGCGCCUUUCCAUGUACCUCAUGAAAGCUGACCUGAUGCCUCUUCUGUAUUGGAAUAUGAUGCUAAGGGGUUACUGGGGAGGACCAGCGUUUCUGCGCAAGUUGUUUCAUCUGGGUAUGAGUUAAGGAUGGCUCAGCACUUGCUCAUCUUGGAUGGCUUCUGGGCCAAGACUGCAGUCACUGAAUGACCAAGAGCAGCAUGAGGACUUGGAACCUAUCCCUGUAAAGAGAUUCUUGAUGGAUAAUGGUGACCAAAUACCUCCCUUUCCAGUACCUUUGAACAGCCACCAUGUGGGCUGCUCAUGAUGGGUUCGAUUCUUUGGGAAUAAUAAAAUGAAAGAAUAGACUUUUAUUUUCUGAAUAAGAGUUUGUCACUGA
Molecule: messenger RNA, 1985 nt
Organism: Sapajus apella (tufted capuchin)
Lineage: Eukaryota; Metazoa; Chordata; Mammalia; Primates; Cebidae
Gene: SQOR
Product: sulfide quinone oxidoreductase
Exons: 10
Coding region: 381-1733 (450 amino acids)
Cellular component (GO): mitochondrion
Molecular function (GO): FAD binding; sulfide:quinone oxidoreductase activity
Source: RefSeq, a predicted model, not a curated record